UUGUUUUUUUUUACUUUUAUUUUCAGACAUUUAUUUACACUUUUUCUUCUUUGCUGACAGUCUCUUCUAUUAUUACUCAAAGUCAUUUGGUGGUAGCUGCCUUUUUUAUUCUCAAAAACACCCUUUGCUUUUGCAAUAGACGAAGAGGAGGAGGUGUUCUCCCCUAUUUUUGCUUCUUUUGGUUUUCUUCUUUUUACAUUUUCAAAACAAAGAACUGACCGGUGAUUAAACAACAGAAACAAUCUAUAUUUGAGAAUUUUCUCUUCCCUUUUUUGUACCAAAAAUCACCCCAAAAACUCCAAAAAUAAAAAUGGUUGUAGAAGAUUUGGCCUUGUUCCAGUUGGACAUUUUUUGGACAAUUAUUGUUGGUUUCUUGAUCGCAUUUGUUCUAGCCUUUGCAAUUGGAGCUAAUGAUACGGCCAACUCGUUUGGUACAAGCGUUGGAAGCCGUGUCCUCACCCUUCAACAAGCCUAUUUGCUCGCUUCUUUAUUUGAAACCUUGGGCGCCGCUUUGCUUGGAUAUCAAGUGACGGACACAAUGAGGAAAGGAGUCGUGGAUUUGGCAAUUUAUGAAGGAAGAGAAAAAGAAUUGGUUUUGGGACAAAUUGCAGUGUUGACGGGUUGUGGAGCUUGGCUUCUAAUUGCUACAUUCUUCAAAAUGCCUGUUUCUACAACUCAUUCAAUUGUUGGGGCGACAAUCGGGUAUUCAAUUUUACUUCAUGGAACUGAUGGUAUUAGAUGGUCAAAAGUUACAAAAAUAUUUGCCUCAUGGUUUGUUUCUCCAAUACUUUCUGGUUGUGUGUCAUCACUCUUCUUUUUAUUCAUCGAUCAUGCUGUUCUUCGAAGGAAUCGUCCAUUACAUUGUGGAUUAAUUUUGUUGCCAUUUCUCUAUUUUUUGUGUAUUUCUGUAAAUGUGUUUGCUGUUACUUUUGAAGGCUCUCAUUAUAUUGGAUUAGAUAAAUGGCCACUUUGGGCAGUUUUGUCGCUAAGUUUUGGUAUUGGACUUAUUGCUGCUCUAAUUACUCGUUUCUUUGUUGUUGAGAGGUUAAAAAAUUAUAUUUUAGUCAACACAUCAGAUGGCGAAGAACAAAUUAAAGUUGUUAGUAGUGUCAACAAUUCUAAUUCAGAAACAACAAGAAAUUCAUCAAAUUAUCGAAGAAUAUCAGAACCUGUCAGUAAUAAUGGAACAACAACAGAAAAAUCAGAAACAACAUUAUUAACACAAAAAUCAACUUCAGAAAAAUCAAAAAUUGAGGGAAAUGGGCAAGAAAUGUUACAAAAUAAUCAAAAUGGAUCUCUAGGAAAUGCUUCAAUAAGGCCAGCAUCAUCUUUACUAAGUUUUUUUCGUUCUUCAAAACCUGAGGAUCCAUAUGCUUCUCGUCUUUUUACUUUUUUACAAGUUUUGACUGCCUGUUUUUCUGGUUUUGCUCAUGGUGGUAAUGAUGUUAGUAAUGCAAUAGCUCCGUUAGUAUCCUUGUAUGCAAUUUAUGAUGAAGGAAGUGUACAUCAAUCAAAACAUACUUCAAUUUAUUUACUUUUGUAUGGAGCUGCUGGAAUGUGUGUUGGUCUUUGGCUACUUGGACAUAGGGUAAUCUACACAGUCGGUGAAAAUUUAACAAGAAUAACACCGCCCGGAGGUUUUGCAAUAGAAUUUGGUGCAGCAAUAACAGUUUUAUUUGCAUCAAAAUUGGGUUUACCAAUAAGUUCAACACAAUGUAAAGUUGGUAGUGUUGUUGCUGUUGGUUUAGUACAAGCACAUCCAGUUGUUCAUUGGUCUGUUUUUCGAAAUAUUUCAUUGUCUUGGCUAGUUACUUUACCUAUUGCUGGGUUAAUGAGUGCUGGUGUUAUGUUUUUGCUCAAAAUGAUUGCUCUUUAAAAUGAAGAUGUUGGAGAAUAUGAAGAGAAGUUUUUGUUUAAUUUAAAUAAGAAAAUAUGUAAUAAUGUUUGCCGUAAAAUGUCCUAAUAGAAGAACCCUGGGCUUUUUAUUUUUUUAAUGUAACUCAUAGUGGGGACAUGUAAUAGGGCAUGGCUUCUAUUUGGGGCAUUAGAGAUCGGAAUUUUUGAAAAGCCUGGGCCUGUUCAUGGGUUCCUUGGUUUGAUUUAUUGACCUGGGCCUGUAGUUCAGCAAAAAUCCAGGCCCAAGAAAAACCCAGAAAGGUCAAAAAAAUGCCUGGACCUGGACUCUAAGCACAGGAAAAAUCCAGGCCCAAGCCCAUCUCUAGUGGGGAUGGGCCUUUAUUUUUCAAUGGGUUCACAUUUAAUGGAUCUCUAUUUGGGACAUUUACGGUAUAUUUAUAAUUUAAUUUUUAAAAAGCAUUUUAUAUUAAAGUGGCAAUCAAUCGAAUAAUAAUAUUAAUUUUUUGAUAAGCUUUUUUUGUCCACAUAUAAAUUUUGUUUUUAAUUUUGCCUUUAAAAAAGGGGAUCGUGUUUUUAUUGUUAGUUAAUAGUAAGGCUAGGGGGGGGGGGGGAUUUUCCUCUGUACUAAAAAUAACAAGAUUUUGAGUCAAAACAUUUUUGGAAAUUUACUGGACUAAUCGUUUGGAUUAUAGAAUUUUGGAUUAUAUAAUCUUGUCUCCUAGCAAAAAAUUUUUAGGUCAAAGAGAGAAUUCUUGAAAAAAAAACACGAUUUUUAAAGAGAGUUGCUUUAAAGAAUAAUUUUUUGUUGAUAAAAAUAGGUUUUGAAAGCAACUCUAAAAAUAAUAUUCUUUUUUUUUUAUAAUUUUCCUUUUUUUAAUUGUUAUACUUUCUGUUUUUGUAUUUUUAGAUGUUUUUUUUGUUUGCUUUAUUUUUGCCAAAUUUUAUUUUAAUUAUAAUUUUAAAUUGAAAUCAGAGUUGAAAAAUAAAAUUUAUUCGGGUGUUUCU
Meloidogyne enterolobii is the source of this 2862-nucleotide messenger RNA. NCBI's taxonomy places the organism in Eukaryota, Metazoa, Nematoda, Chromadorea, Rhabditida, Meloidogynidae. The record is from the annotation of a GenBank genome assembly.